ACUGACCAAUAUCUGCGCUGGGAUCCCUCCGAAUACGACGGCAUCAAGACCAGCAUGUUCAAUCCAGCCGUGAUCUGGACUCCAGAUAUCUGCCACUAUAAUGGCUGGGAGCGGUCGUGCCACAUAACGGACAACCCGCGAUCAAACGCCAUCGUCGAAAGCGACGGCACGGUGCUGUGGGUGCCGCCCGUGCGCCUGUCGUCGCGCUGCGACCUCGACCGGACCAACUGGCCGCGCGACACGGCCACCUGUUGCAUCAAGUUCGGCUCCUGGACUUACAACGGCCACCGGGUCAACCUGUCUAUGUUCACGUCCUAUGAGGUCAGUGGCCAUCUGUCCCACCAAGUUCGGCUCCUGGACUUACAACAGCCACCGGGCCAACCGGUCCAUGUUCACGCCCUGUGA
Messenger RNA from Pollicipes pollicipes, 405 nucleotides. Its product is annotated as acetylcholine receptor subunit beta-like 1. The coding region runs from base 55 to 405 and encodes 116 amino acids. Gene Ontology annotation, molecular function: extracellular ligand-gated monoatomic ion channel activity; transmembrane signaling receptor activity. The transcript has 2 exons. Gene Ontology annotation, cellular component: membrane. Lineage: Eukaryota; Metazoa; Arthropoda; Thecostraca; Pollicipedomorpha; Pollicipedidae. Gene Ontology annotation, biological process: monoatomic ion transmembrane transport. The record is from RefSeq and is a predicted model, not a curated record.